GCAGUAACAUUAUAUUGACGCUGUGAUGUGAAUUAUGUCACCAUUUCAAGUAAGAAAAACUUAAAAAAUAUCCUGAAAUUCAAACUAUUAGAAGAGCUGUUCUGCCCAAACUCAUUGCAUAUGUCUCUUCUGUUAACUGAUGAGAGGGGCGGGGUUAUGCACAGGUAUGUGUCAACUUUUACUUCUCCAUCAGUCAGUACAUUCACUCUAACACACACAUCUUUCAUCUCUCUGAUGGCAUUGGUGCUUCUCCGAUGGAUCUUCAAAAUGUUGACGGUGUUGAUCAUCUCUCAGAGUGUGUGGGUGAUCUACUACACAACCGACACACUCACAAGCCGAGAUGGGAUGUCAAACGCGUUUCACCAGCUGCACUGCGCAAACCUCAGACACAAGUUUUCCAUCAUCAAACCGGCCAAGAGUAUAAACAUCACGAGUUUCACGCAGGAUCUCUCAGAUCUCAUGAGCUGCCCGUAUAAAUCAAACACAACUGAACAGGAACUAAACAGAAUCAGACUGAAGUUGUGUUGUAAUGCCACAGGAUCAUUAUACCUGACAAAACACAACACCGCUGUCAAUCAAAAGAUCCCAUAUGAAACAAGCAUAAUACACACAUACAGAGUGGAUGCGGCACUUCACACAUUGUUGCCUGAGGAUUUCCCCUGGAGUGGACGUGGUUUGGGUCAGUGUGCUGUUGUGGGCAGUGGAGGGAUUUUAAAGAACAGCAGCUGCGGAUGCGAGAUUGACAGCGCAGACUUUGUCAUACGGUUUAAUUUGGCUCCGGUUAAUGACAGUGAUGUUGGACUGAAGACAGACCUGAUCACUAUAAACCCCAGUCAGAUUCGCGCAGGAAACCUGCAGAAGACUCCUGGUCUGUUUGCGGAGCGUGUCAGUGUUUACGGCAACUCCUCCCUCAUUCUCCCCGCCUUCGCCUACACGUUCAACACUCAGCUGUCAAUCAAAACUCUCAAAGACCUUCAGCCAAUCAGACCUCAGCAGCCGGUCGUGUUCUUCAGCCCAGACUAUCUGAGGACGCUGGACCGUUACUGGAAGAGGCGUGGCCUGAAGGAGAUCCGCCUCUCCACGGGGUUUAUGUUGAUUAGCAUGGCAUUAGAGCUGUGCGAGCAGGUGCACGUUUACGGAUUCUGGCCGUUCGACAGCGACUUGCAGCAGCGUGCAGUUCCGCAUCAUUAUUACGACCAGAAAGGCCCAAAACACGGCAUACACGCCAUGCCAGAGGAGUUCCUGCGCCUGCUGCAGCUGCACAGCCAGGGGGCGCUAACACUGCACCUGCUGCCCUGCUCUUAAUAGACACACGCAACAUAUUCUGCACUUACUCAAUGUGUUUGUGCUUUUAUGUCUGUGUUACUGCUGACCACUUAACCCCGCCCACAACCCCGCCCAAAGCCACGCCCUCUCCACCCAUGUCUUCUGAACGCCCAAUGGGUUUGAGCAGCCCAGAAUUAUUAAAAGAACUCAAACAACCUCAUGCGCUCAAACACGUCUCGGCGCACACGGGACUGACGAAGGUGUUCUGUGGAAGAGGACGACAAAAUCAAGAGGCAGAGAGCCAAUCAAAGACCCCACACUGAAGCUCCGCCCACCACAGCAACGAUCCUGCCACGAUUACAGAGAGCUGCUCUGUCAUUGGCUGUUUGAGCUGCCAGUCAGUGCUAAGCCCCGCCCUCUGUCAACAGGAGGCAGAAAUAAGUGCUGGAUCUUUAGUUUAUGGAUUGUGACAGUUCAGCGCUGGAAGUGUGAACCUGUUUAUCACUCUGUAGUGCAUCUGAUAUUUGAGCAAUGUGUACUGUAAAAUAAAAUCAAAGCUCAACUGAUGGUUGGGUUGAGAUUUAAAUUGGAAUAACAGGAAGAUUAAUUUACUUCAUUACAAUUCAAAGAAAUUCAACACACGAGAGGAAAUUAAUUUAUCCAAGUUUUGCAAUCAAACAAGAUUACAUCCAUUCAUUUUGACUAAUUAUGACUAUUUAUUUUAUGAUAUGUAGAAUAUUUGAAAACCGAUUAGACACAUUUCUGUGUAUAAGCAAAGUUUGAUACUGUGAAUUUUUUAUAUAUAUACAUAUAUAUAAAAUUAUUAGCCAUCAACACUGGCUGUAAUUUUGCCAUUAAGCACCAUACAACAUUGUUUAUGGAGAAUUUAAUAAAAAUCUGACAUCAAAUGUUGGGGUACAUAGAGCAUUCUGGGAAUAAAGUCUUCUUCCACUAUGGUCCAAAAAAAUUAAAGUUAAUUUAUUAAAUAUAAUGAAAAACAUAUACAUUAAAUAAUUUAUACAGGUGACAUUUCAAACAUUAAUAUCAUCUAUUGUUUCUGGAAAAUAGCCCAAAUGAUGUGUGUAUAAUUAUAUAUUUGGUAGUUCAUGAAAAUGAGAAGUAUUCUAACCCUGUAAAGUCUGACAUAUGAAAGAAUUUGUCAGUAAAUUCAAUUUUUUUAUUAAACUGAUUUUAGUACCAUUAGACAAACUAUAAAAAGAAUUCGUAAAAAUAAAAUAAUAAUUUUUGCAUGUUUUCUUUUUUUUUUUUUGUAUGUGUCAUAUUUGACCCAUUAGGCUUUAAAGGUCAUUAUCCUCCUGAUUUUUGUGUAGGACAUUAGUUAUUGAAGUUUGUCUACAUUGGUAAAUCUUGGGGUAUUAUCAGAGGACUCUCUGGGCUUUUCAGAGAUACCAAAUGUUUGAUCACAGUUCAAAUACAGUAUGAAUAAAAUAUUUUUUAUCAUAUGUAUUUUAUGCACCAAACACUAUAUUGACAUUUAAAAAAGGGACAUUUUUAUAUAAGUAAAACUUCUAUGUCAGAUUUUUAUUGUGGUGUGCAUGAAUGUAAUGUAAUGGUGAUUGAGAGAUAUUCCUCAAAAGUCUGUUGUAUCAUAUUUGAUACAUGGAUUUCAAAGGGGCUUUUUCAAUAAAAUAAUAUACAAACUUUAAAUCAA
Molecule: messenger RNA, 2938 nt
Organism: Myxocyprinus asiaticus (Chinese sucker)
Lineage: Eukaryota; Metazoa; Chordata; Actinopteri; Cypriniformes; Catostomidae
Product: alpha-2,8-sialyltransferase 8E-like
Exons: 10
Coding region: 121-1305 (394 amino acids)
Biological process (GO): oligosaccharide metabolic process; N-glycan processing
Molecular function (GO): alpha-N-acetylneuraminate alpha-2,8-sialyltransferase activity
Source: RefSeq, a predicted model, not a curated record